Messenger RNA from Cottoperca gobio, 2032 nucleotides. Its product is annotated as zinc transporter 1. The record is from RefSeq and is a predicted model, not a curated record. Gene Ontology annotation, cellular component: endoplasmic reticulum; membrane; Golgi apparatus. Gene Ontology annotation, biological process: detoxification of zinc ion; intracellular zinc ion homeostasis; zinc ion transmembrane transport. Gene Ontology annotation, molecular function: zinc ion transmembrane transporter activity; calcium channel inhibitor activity. Lineage: Eukaryota; Metazoa; Chordata; Actinopteri; Perciformes; Bovichtidae.
UGGGACACAGAGAGGGAGAGAUGGUGAGCACGAUGAAUGACAUUUUUCUGAUUUCGCCGCACAGAUCACAUCCAAGAACUCCACUUGUCUUUGAUUGCUGGCCGAAGGUCGUCCACUUUUCUGGGCUGCAGGUAUGAGGGUGCUACACUGGUGCAUGCUGGGAGUGACCAUCCUCCUGCUGGUGUGCGAGGUCACCAUCAGUCAGCUGUGCAAGUCCCUCAUCACCUUAGUGGAUGGUUUCCACACGAUCUUCGUCCUCUUACGUAUGGCUCUUCCUCCUCCUCCGACAGCAAGCAUGAGUAAACCUCCGCUCUCCUCUGUGGACUCCUCCACAUCUCCUCCACAUGCUUCCUCCUCUUCAGCAGCACUUCCCACCACCCUGCCUGCAGAGUCAUCCACCAAACCUCUACCUGGGAGCCAGGCUGGUGGGUUUCUGGACUGCGGUGUGUCCUUCACCGGCAGCAGGAUUCGGCCUGUCGGGACUUUCAUCUCCGCUCUCUUCCUGACCUUUAUGUGUCUCUCUUACUUCCUGGAAAUCAUUAGCUUUUGCCUGGACCCACACCCAGUGCAGCGCCCCCUCCUGCUUGUGGUGGUCGGAGGUGUCAGUCUGCUCCAUAAGAUGCUGGUGGUCUGGAUGAACUUGGAUCAGCUGCAGGAUGAGAAUGCUGGAGUCAGAGAGACCGAUUCACACCUUGAAGUGAACCACAGAGUCUUGGCUGCAGAGGAAACCAAAGGCCAGCCUGAGCCGGGGCGAGUCUUGGAUGAUAUUAACCAUGUUCAAUCUGCCAUGAACGACUCACUCCACAACGGAGCGCUUGUCCUCUGUAACCUGGGAAUCUCCAGCGUCCCUGACAUUGACUCUCACGCGGCAUCACAACAGCCAGAAGACCACCUGCAUGCAGCCGCUGCACAGGAGAGCAGGGACUGUGGAGCAGGCAGCGCUGUUGCAGAUUUGAAGGUUCACAGGUGCAUGGGACAUCUUGACAAUCAAAAUGCAUUUAAUGCCUCCCCAGUCUGCAAGUCAUCACUUCACAUCGAGAGGACCGUACCAAGCAGCCAGUGGCCAGUCAGUCUCCUUUCGUUCGUCCUCGUCCUUCAGGGCCUUUGUACCGCUCUUCUGGCUCUGAUCAACAGCCUGGUGAUGCUGCUGAUCGGCCCACGGUGCCUGCACAGCUCUGGAACAUGUGGCCUCUUGGUUUACCUGGAUCCUGGCCUCUCCCUGCUGGCUGUGAUUACGCUCAUUGCCUCAGCUGCACCACAGGUGCACAGGUACGGACUUCUGCUGCUGCAGGCCACACCGCCACAUAUUUGUGCGUCUGAUCUUGAACGGAGGAUUACGUGUGUCCCUGGGGUGCGAGCUGUGCACGACCUGCACAUCUGGCAGUUAACUGAAUCAUUCACGGUGGCCUCUGUCCAUGUACACUGCCAUGCUGGGUUUCCAGUGCACAGGUGUGCUGAUCUGAUGUCGGGCGUCACUAAGGUGCUGUGCAGUGUGGGAGUGAGCUGCUGCACCAUUCAGCCAGAGUUCGCCUCCUGCUCUGGGUCCUCUGCAGGCAGUGAGGGGGACGCCUCGCCUGUCGUCCACAGAGCGGACCCCUCCCUACCUCCUCUUCUGUACUGCAGCCUCGCCUGUGGAAAGGCAUGCGCUGGGAAUAUGUGCUGUUCUUCUCUAGAGGAGGAGACCAGAACCCUGCAGGCACCAGCAGCUGGGGAAACAAAGGAAGAGCCUCAGACACUGGUCAUCGAGAACACCUUCCUCUGACUGCAAGAACAUGAAAACAAGAAUAUAAAUGAAUGUGAAAAUAACAGAUUUGAAAGUGUAAUCUCUCUCAAAACACUGCCUGCACAUUAUAUGUAAAUGUUCUGUUAGUUUUGUAACAUUAACACAGUGCUGCACCAAAGAUCUUUAUGCAAUAUCAAGUGAAAUUCUUUCAAAAUGGAGGCAAUGUUUUCUUGUGUUGCUUCAUUUGUACCUGGAACCUCUGACUUCUGAUUAACUUCUUUAUUCUCUCCCACGUAUGUACUGAAAUAA